Messenger RNA from Fusarium vanettenii 77-13-4, 1125 nucleotides. RefSeq lists its product as uncharacterized. The record is from RefSeq and is a predicted model, not a curated record. The transcript is spliced from 2 exons. Lineage: Eukaryota; Fungi; Ascomycota; Sordariomycetes; Hypocreales; Nectriaceae. The coding region runs from base 1 to 1125 and encodes 374 amino acids.
AUGGCCCGUACACAAUCCAGAAAACAGGAGGCUGAGGAAUCUCCCACUACUCUCACGUCACCCAUUUCUGAGUCCAGCUCGCCGUGUUCGGAGCCCAACUCGCCCGGUCUGGAGUCAAACACCACAACAUCUACUCUAAAGUCCAGGAAGAGAUCCAGCUCAGAGGCUCAAGAUCAGAAGCCCACAAAGAAGAUCAAGUCAAAGCGAAAGCCACUAGUCGCAUCUCCCCCAGAAACCUCCCAGUGGUCCAAUAGUGAUGACACCCUGGACUUCAAGGAGGAUGAACAGUCCACUAUCAAAUCAUUCGGCCAGGAUACCUUUAUGAGUCAAUGGGAAGCCGAUGAGUCGGAGGACAUGCUGGAGUUUUACCUAGCGUAUCCUCACAACCGCAACGCAACCCUCUGUGAGUACCACUUCCUCCAGCUUUCGGAGAAAUGGUACGAGCGACGCAAGCCAGGGGUUGAAAGUGCCCUCGAAAAGAUGUUUGAGACGUCAUUUGGCUGCAGGGAUUCACCGGACUUUUCACCAUUCGGCCUUCCAAUCGAUGAAGACACUUGGGAUCUCAAGACGUUGAACGAAUUUAUGGGGGAUCUUUCGCGGCAGAUUGAGCAGGCCAAGCUUCGACUAGAUCAGGAGCAUAAUCGAAUCUCGUUUACGACGGCUCAUACACCCAUAUGUGAGGUUGGACCCAGGGAUGAGCAUUUGAGGUGCACCCUAUGUCCCGAAGAUGACGAGAAACUCAUGCCGGUUGAACAUAUGAGUCUUGUCCCUGAAGAGUGCGAUGCCGCGGUCACCAAGUGGGUACAAGAGAGAAGAGAGCAAUGGGAACAAGACGUCCUCACAUGCGGUCAUACCUCACCCAUCAUGAUCUUGGGCGGCAAGAAUCCAGACAUUCUUGAAUGCGAAGAGUGUGGGCACACUCAACAGGCCGACAGCGAUGCCUGCCCAGCAAAGUACGAGCUGCGAAUAGCUAGCAUUCGUAUUCCCGUCGAGGUCUCCCCCUCUCACAUGGCAAUGAACAGCCGGCUCGGCCACGGUGACGUUGGGGGCAUACAUUUUGUCGUUGACAUUUGCACCGGCAAUACCCUGAUCAAGUUCCGAUUUCGAUACACCUGCCGUGUUUGA